GUGAUUGGUGGAAGUCGGGCUAAAGUAGACUCCGUCCCACCCCCGGCCCGCUCGCAGGCUGGAGCCGGGGUCAGCUUUGGCAUCUUCCUACAGUCAGUGACCAACUCCUAGCUUCGUGAGCUCUCGCAAACCCCAGGUUUUCCCUUCCAGUCUCCCGCCACGAGAGCGAGUCCCGCGGCCGUCAGGCUGUAGGGGAGCGAAGAAAAGAGAAUUAGAGAAAGAUCUGGCUGGGUCUGGGUGGUGUCUGCAGUGCCAGAAAGGGAGGUGGCGGCGGCUGCGGCAGCUGCGACCACGGCCGCGCGGGACGUGAGGCCCAAGAGCAGCCGACCGCGGCGGCGGAGGCGGCCGUUCCAGCGCCUCGCGCCGGGGCCGUUAGUCAGCAGAACACGAGCCCGUGUGGAGGAACAGGGUCGGCGCGAGGCGAGACUGAGGAGCUUAAGCCGGCCCCCUCGGGCGCCGCCGUCCUUCCACGUCCCGGCGCCGGGGGCUGCAGCCCUCGUUCCUGGCUUCUCGGCCGGGCCCGCCCGUAGGCGGGCAGAGUCCGGCAGCGGAAGCGGCGGCAGCGUGGAUCGCGCCUCGUAGAGGACAGCGCGGCGGCAGAGGUUCUCUCCCGGCCCUUUCAGCCUGACGCCUUGGCUGCGGCCCUCAGGUGCAGGAAUAUUUGCCUCACCUCAGGAUUUAAUGUGUUUCUACAAAGAUGCCAAAAAUCUAUUGGGGCAAGGAUACUUCAUAUAACAUUGUAGACACUGACCACUAGUAGAAUUUAUUGAAGAUGAAUAAUCUUUCGUUUAGUGAGCUAUGUUGCCUCUUCUGCUGUCCACCUUGUCCGGGGAAAAUUGCUUCAAAGUUAGCAUUUUUGCCACCUGAUCCAACUUAUACGCUGAUGUGUGAUGAAAGUGGAAGCCGUUGGACUUUACACCUAUCAGAACGAGCAGACUGGCAAUAUUCUUCUAGAGAAAAAGAUGCCAUUGAGUGUUUCAUGACUAGAACCAGUAAAGGCAACAGAAUUGCCUGCAUGUUUGUGCGUUGCUCACCCAAUGCCAAAUAUACUUUACUCUUUUCACAUGGAAAUGCUGUUGAUCUUGGUCAGAUGAGCAGCUUUUACAUAGGACUGGGAUCACGGAUUAAUUGUAAUAUAUUCUCAUAUGAUUAUUCUGGAUAUGGUGCAAGUUCUGGGAAACCAACAGAGAAGAACCUCUAUGCAGACAUAGAAGCUGCUUGGCUUGCUCUUAGGACAAGAUAUGGCAUUCGCCCUGAAAAUGUGAUUAUAUAUGGCCAAAGUAUAGGGACAGUACCAUCUGUGGAUCUUGCUGCUCGGUAUGAGAGUGCUGCUGUUAUUCUUCAUUCUCCUUUGACCUCAGGAAUGCGAGUUGCUUUUCCUGAUACCAAGAAGACCUACUGUUUUGAUGCAUUCCCAAACAUUGACAAAAUCUCUAAGAUAACCUCUCCAGUAUUAAUAAUUCAUGGGACUGAAGAUGAAGUCAUAGACUUUUCACAUGGUCUUGCAUUGUUUGAGCGAUGCCAAAGACCUGUGGAGCCUUUGUGGGUUGAAGGGGCAGGUCACAAUGAUGUGGAACUUUAUGGACAAUACCUUGAAAGAUUGAAACAGUUUGUGUCACAGGAACUGGUAAAUUUGUAAAAUAUUCUGUAAAUUUGCAUAUUGGGUUUUCUUUUCUUGCUGAACUGCACUCUUUGGUAAAUAACAUAAAACCUGAAGGUUUUGUUUGCAAAUCAUGUCAGUUGCCUUCAUAAAUGUACAGGUAAUGAUUUGUUAACAGACUUAAUGAAGGUUUUAACUACCAAGCUAGAAACUGGAAAUAACAGUAUCAUGCAGUCAGGCUGUGUAAUUUAUAUUUUUUUCUGUGAAUUUUUUUUUAAACAUCAAGAUGAGUACUGUAUGAAAUUUUAAUUCUAUAAAAUCAAAUGCUAUAAAAGUAUUGCCAAAUGCUUUUGCAUAUCAGAAACAAAUUUAUAAAUAUUUUUAAAACAUCUCAAUGUACUAAAUCUUAUCCUGGUAUACAAAUGUAAUAUUCUUUGAAUAAAAAGCUGUAUAUCUAAAACAGUUCAAGUACUCAUAAUAAACUAUAUAAAAACAUGCAAGUUCACUAAAGGUGACCUAAACCCUGUUGUACAGGGAUAGAGAUUUAAAAGGUUAUUUUGUUGUAAAAUACAUUGAAUUUUCUGUAUUCCCUGGUUAUCAUACAUUUUCUCCUAAAAAAAAAAAAGAUGUAAGUCUUAAUUUUUAUGCCAUCUGUUAAUUUACCAACUAGUUACCUUUAAAUGAGAAGUCUUGAUAGAACUGAAUUUGAACUAGUUUUGAUUUUUAAGUUUGGUACUGUGAGGCAACUACUUAAAAUUUUCAGUUUAGUAAUUUAAAAGGCAUUUAGAGCUUCAAGAAUGAUUUUGUACACAAUGUUUUAAAUUUUGACUAAUCCCGUAGAAAUGCAGUACUAUCAUUAUUAGAAAAUCUGAAAGUCCAUUAGAUGUUCCUUAAGACCACACACAGACUGGCUAUUCAAUCUCUUUUCACUCUGACUAUUUUUAAGAAUAAGACUUGUUUUGGAUUACUUUCUGAGAAUUUCAUGGAUUUACUCCUGGAUACAGGAGAUAAAACAUUUAAUUCAUAACUUUUAUAUUAACCAAUGUCAUAAAAAAAUAAAGCUCACACACAAAAACUAAGUUGCCUUUCCUUGAAUGAAUCCUGCUUGAAUAAAACAAUGAAAGAAAAAUUAAAAUUAAUGGUAUGUAGUCUAAUUUGUAAAUGAAUGAAUAUACACACUGUGGAUAUAUUUUAAGGCCUUAUGUAGUUUUAAUUGUUCUGCUUGUUCUGUGGUUAUGUCUAAGACUAUAGUAUAUGAUUCUCUUCAAAGUAUAUCAAGUAUUGUGAAUGCUUUGGUUCAGAUGUGUCGAAUUAAUAGUAAAACAAAAAUAUGCCACUCA
This is a messenger RNA of Capra hircus (goat), 2940 nucleotides long. RefSeq names its product abhydrolase domain containing 17B (gene ABHD17B). The transcript is spliced from 5 exons. Gene Ontology annotation, cellular component: plasma membrane; endosome membrane. Gene Ontology annotation, molecular function: palmitoyl-(protein) hydrolase activity. Gene Ontology annotation, biological process: protein depalmitoylation. The coding region runs from base 773 to 1639 and encodes 288 amino acids. Lineage: Eukaryota; Metazoa; Chordata; Mammalia; Artiodactyla; Bovidae. The record is from RefSeq and is a predicted model, not a curated record.